Pocillopora meandrina is the source of this 7784-nucleotide messenger RNA. Lineage: Eukaryota; Metazoa; Cnidaria; Anthozoa; Scleractinia; Pocilloporidae. The record is from the annotation of a GenBank genome assembly.
AUGAAGAUUUCUGUAGUUUUUGCCUUUGCCUUCGUGUGUGUUCUUGAAUGCUGUGUCUCAAGUAAGAAAUGAAUCAUCAUGAAAUAAAUAGCGUCACCAUUAAAAACAUUUUUUGACCUAGAAAUAAGGCAAAAACAUCAGUGACACACUUGGCUGCGUCUUGUGUCCCACUCUUUUGUUUUUACCCCUUUUGACGUCUGGGAUUUGAAACUAAACAAACCUUUGGCAACCAGGAAUCUAUUUGCUCAAUUUAUUCAUAAGCGUAUUUUGAAACGGUCUGGUUAUCUUGGUUUGAACGGGGACAAAGGAGCUUAAUAACAUCUAUUAACUGCUUUUAUUUGAAUUAAGAGUGAACUUUACUGUUCUUUUUGUUUUCGAAUGAGGUCUGGCACAAACCGUGCGCGACUCUAGAGUUGAAAAAUCUUCGGAAAAUGCUCGGAGCUAUUAUUCGAAAGAGUUUCCUUAACUUGUUAGACUUUCUGACAGUCACAAGCCCUCGAGAAACUCAUUUCAGAACUCAACCUAAACGGGCGCAACGACCCAACCUCAAUCCCCAUCCCCUCCCCCCAAGUGAUAAUUAAUGACUUGUUCCCAAAAGAAUGAAUUCUUCACAGGAGUUAGGGCUCGGUUUGGGGGUCUAGUUUUUACGGAAAACAGUUCGUAAUCUUAUCUAAUUGUCUUAGCUCAUAAUGGAGUUCAUCUUAUUCAUUUCGUUCUUACAUUGUUUCCAGCCGCACACUUCAAGCCUAAGGUAGAUCCAAGAGAUGCUGACCACAACAGACGAUUUAUACGUAAGUUUUUUUUCUCAAUUUUUUCUUGUCACUCGUGUUCGUAUUCAUGUUCCUCGUUUAAGCCCAAAGGUUGCCACUGGAAUUCAUUACAGAUUAUCUGGCGUGAAAAAGAUCAGAUUGCUAUGUUAGGAAAGAUGUAGCCAUGAUGUACACUCGAAAUUAACACGCCCUUAAAAUGAGUAAUAUCUCGUCUCCUGGAUAAAAACAAAUAAAAACAAAUGCAAUUGAAGACUCUCACAGUAAUUUCCCACAAAGUUUCAAAAUGAAUGUUUGUAGAUUGAAAUUAUAAUUGUUCAAUUUGAAUAAAGCGCAGUUUGCAAUUCUGGUUCAAGUCUCUGAUUAGUGUAGAGCUUUAAAUUAUUUAAAAGAUAUAUUCUAUCUUUAGCUUGCUACAGAUGGGAGACAUGAUUUCAAUAUUUUUUUUCUUGUUGAGCACAUAUACUAUCAUUUAAAAAGAUAUAAAGGUUACAGGGAAUUCCUCUAACCGUUUACUUGCUUCUAAAGUUUUAUUUUCUGAUAUUUAUUUCACUCGCUUAACAAAAGGCUAUGAGACAUAAUACGCAUAUGAAAUUAAAACUGUUCCAUUGGUAACAAUCUCCCGCCUCAUGUUGAUGGAAAGAAAUCUUUUGUUUUUCUUUUGUUGAGAAUUCCUCAGUCUUCCAAUUGCAAAACAUUGCUUGUAAUUCUGUCCACAAACUAAGUCUAGCAUCAUUGUGGAGCUGAGGUGAUUAAAUUUUCCCUUCGUUUUUAAUUGGCGCAGAUCUAAGAGAGGAGGAAUACAUCAAAGAACAUAUGGGAAAGUUAACUUGAUCUCAUAGGUGAUCAUAUGGGGGAGGGGGGAACAGGGAGGUCACAGCCUCCCACAUUCCGUACCACGUUCUCCUGCUUCCCGACUCUCGACUCCCGAUCUUCAUUGUCUCCAUUGUAUUUCUCACGUCUUCAAGUUAUUUGUCGAUAUUCGAAAAAACUCGUUUUGGACUAUCUUUUCUCAGAGGCUCACUAUUGAAUCCCUGUUUUUAACUGAAAUGGCUACAAUUUCAAUCAAGAUACACAAAAGAACACUGAGAAUGAAAGAUUCCGAUAACUUAAGCACGACCCUGUUAAGGCCAUAAUUUAUGUGGAACUCAACUAAAAGCUUAAUUACCUCAGGACCAGUUCUUAGUACAUGGUUACAAUCUUGGAUGAGUUACUCAGCAGUAUGCACUAAGAUUUAUGGUUAGGUAGAACGUUAAAAAUGCUUGCAACGUUAAAACUCAGGUUUUCACGGAACUCAGUAAUUUCUCCGGAAUAUUGUCAAAAACAUAAUAUAGCCAAAGGCUUCUUUGGUGAGAAUAUCUGUAGAUUUAAGAGGAAAAGAUCUAAAAAUUAGUGACAACUUGAUCUCCAAAGAAACUUGUAAGAAAGUUUUGGAAGAAACUCAUGGGCCUUUAUUCUUUUUGUUCAGAUUUCCCGCGUGAGUUUGGGAAAGAUGACUACGACGAUGAAGAGGAUGGAGUAGUAAAAGACAUCGAGGAACCAUUUGGUAAGUCUACCUCCCAAUAGAGAAAGCCUGAAGCGACAGCGGGCGCGCAUAGGCUUAUAGGUAAUCAUGGUUGCAAAGCUAUAAAUUAGAAUGUGGCCAAAAGAUUGCAUAAAUGUGCACGCGCCACUCUAGAUUCAGGAUGUAUCUCUUUCCUAGAGUAGUUAAUUAGUUGUGUUUUGCAAGCACCAAGGACUAAAUAGAUCACAGGAUAAAAUUUGCUUAUUCCUGAAUUUCUUUUGCCUUUACUUGUCUAUAUUUUGGAAGGAAGUAAUUUAGCAUUGCUUUCUUUGCUUGUGCUGGUCCGGCCGUUUGUUAUCAUUUAUAUAAGUCAUUCUAAUCUUUUGGUGUGGCUGCAAAUACAUUUGAAUGUUCUUUUUCUCCUCAGACAUACCCUUGGAAGAUUUCGAAAAUUCAAGAAAACUUCGCAAGCAUAACUUCCAAAUUUCCGACAAAGGUAAGUUGAUUAUCAAGUUAGACAUUUCGUACACAAAAAAUAUCAAAGAUCUUGGAGCACGCGCGCGAAAAUCGCCUCUUACAAGUUGAAACUAGAAACACUGACAACAAAAGAAGCUUUGUGAGAUAAUUGACGUCAAUGCAUAAGUCCAGGGAUUUAAGUGAUGUCAGGAGUUCUCUUCCUAUAUGUUAUCAUAAGAAUGGUACAUACAAAAAUUUUUUCCCAGUAAAAUGCUCUUUUUCGGGCAAGAGCUCUCACACAAUUUUUUCAAUAAAAUAAUCCAUGUUUCAAACAUCCUAUAUGCAAAUUGCUAAGUUGGGAAAUGACAAGAAAUGGAGAAUACGCAUUUUUACAUGAAAGAAGCUCCAUUGAAACUCGUACAGGGUGAUUUAGGUUUAGAAGAAUGACUACUACUACUACAACGAGUGACAAAAGUCUUGGCACGCUCGACUAUUUGUCGAAUUUUUUAUCCAUUCAUUUAUCUCCCAUCUCUUCCCCCAUUUCACUGUUGCCUGGGGUUACAAAGUGGGACUUUUAGGUAACGUAUUAGAGAUGAAUUAUAAGAUUUCUUUCCAUCGUGUUGCGUGGAGGGUUGUCGACCACUAAGUCAGGGGAAGCGUGCCAACUAUUUUUGCCUCUUGUUGUAGUUAUUGGAUUUUCCAAUGCGAAUCUAGCGGGUAAAUUGCCCCAUCAUCAUCUAGUUCGAAGUCUUUUUAUUUUUAUCUUUCCUCAUACUGUGCUGUCUAUGAAUUACAUCUCCUUUAUUGAAGAUCCUCACACAUAAUUAACUCUCUCCACAGACGAAACCAAAGAAAUUUUCGAGAACUCAAGAGUAUUUCCCGAUUUGGAUACUCAGACUCCUAAAGAAAGUGAGUAGAUUCCUAAGCAGAAAAUCUACUUGUCAAUGAGUAACCAUGGACCUUAGCUGUCUCAGGGAUACUAGAAUAUGCACGAAAUGAAAGAUGACUUCCAAAUAGACAUGGUUGUGUGAGAGAGAAGUCAUGAUUGUGCCAGCAACCUAGACGCUGACUUUUUUCCUAAACUCAAAUGUUUCGCAAAGGACUCUACGUGACAAAAGAUUACAACAAUUUGGACAUGAGUUGGUAGGUUAAGUUUUCCCAAUUUAGCAUCACUCAAACCGUUCUGGCUGAAAUAGUUGCGGCAUUUUAACCAGGUUAAAAGCUGUUUGACAUGACUCAUCAACCAAGUCACUCGAAAAUAACUUUUACUAAGUAGGACACCAAAAAGAACCAACCAGUCAAACUAAGUGAGAAUGCAUGAUGCCAGUAGGGUGUGACUUUAGACUGAAACCAAGUCAUGUGUCCCUUAAACUUCCUAAUGUUUGAACUGCCUCUUUUUCCACACACUAACACUCCAUAACCAUUAAAAAAAGGUGGAGAAGUGAGAGAUAUGACUCGAUAUAUCCCUAUUACUUAUCGAGUAUUCAUUGAGUUACAGCUAACAGUUACAGCUUCCUGCCACCACUUUGAUACUUCAAAGCCAACUAUACUUUUUCAAUUUAUUCUUUCUAUUUAGAUGGGCUGAACGAGUUACGAGGCAAGCCAUGGAAUCUUCACGAGGACCAUUUCAAGCCUCUUGAGCCAGGUAAAGUGACAUUUUUAAUAUCAUCUCACAUUUCCUGUUCCCCAUCCCUAACUUUUGACAUCGCUUGUGUAGAUUUGAAAAUAAAGCGCAGCUACUUAUUUUCUCCAAGUCUGGAGUGUAAGUGUGGCAUGACUUUCGGCACACUGAGAGACCUGAAAGAAAGCCGGAUAUGAGCCAUGACUGAGAGGCUGCAGUUUCAUUCCUUGUUGGAAACUUUCGAGGAUAGAAACAAGGAGGUCCUAUGUAAAACGCCAACAUUUGCAGUUUGGACGCACGCUUGACGAUCUAAGACAGUGAACAUGCAAUUUGAUGAUUUAAAAAAUGUCUCUAAUUAAGAGACUCGCUUAAGCAAACAUCGGGCAAAAGGCCUAAUCAGUUUCCAAAAUUUAGGCCUUUAGAAAUUUCUUGCGAAUAUCAUCUUUUGGCGAUUAGUCUAAAACCAAACUUUUAAGUGAUUGCUUGUUUGACAAUGCAACAAAAUUUAUUUUUCAUAGGAUACAUCGCUUUUGUAAAAGUCGUGGCAUUGAUGGGUAACCAACCGCUCCAUGACUCGGAAGGUCUACUUCCUAAAGGGAAUCUACUACUAAAGAUCGUUCUGAGUGAUGGCAAAGUGCAUCAAGAGGAGCUGAAUGGAAGCAAAUACCAAGGUCACCAACAUGAAGAAGACUUGAACGCCGAAAGUGAUUUUAACCCGCCGCUCAUCUGCACUCGUGAAGAAAUAACAAAGGUUCAUCUGGCGGCUCGAGGAAAUAAUAGAUGGUACGUUGCGUCAAUCGAUACCUACACCGCGGGAUCGCAUAGAGCCUUCACUAAACUGACCAAUGAUCCAGGCUUCAGUAUGUGGGUGGACGGCAAUGAAGAACAUGAUUACCCAUACCACGCCAAAGAGCACCUCCUCACCUAUGCUGUCGCAGGAUCCUGUAUCACGUACAUACGCGUUGAGGCAAGGACGAAGGGAAGCAUGAAAGGAGAUGGCUCCUCAAAAAUGGAUAGAAAGAGCUACUUCCUUAUCCUGGUUUUGACGCAGGGCCAAAAACUUAGGGCAGAACUUGUAGGAUAUGAGCUACGAAGCCAAUCCUCUGUGCUAGAGCUGAACUUCGUCAGCCGAUUUCAAACCAGAAGGUGCGUUUCGAUGUCCGAAAUUAAGGAAGUACGCCUAAAAACUCAUCAUCAAGGAAGUGAAAAUUGGCAUAUAUCAUCCAUUCACACUUCUGCUAAGACUGGUGAGGAGCAGUACAUGGAUUUGACAAGUGAUCCACACCUCAACAAGUGGCUUAGAGAGUACAAUUCCAAAGAAAUCAAUCUAGAAUGGGUACAUCAAGAGACUUUAACCUGUGAAUACGGAAAUCCAUCGUGCGAAUGCAUGGCACACGCAGAAAUUUGUAAAUUUUAUCUUGAAGUUGACGAAGUUCGAACCUUCACCAGCUAUCAAAAGUUGUCGGUCGAUAGACCUACCGGAAUAGCUUUGCGAGGAGCCGAGGGAGUGAGCUAUUAUUUCGAUAAAAACGGAAUACGUUUGCCACUGCAAUCUAAUAGAACAUGUUCAACAUUGGACCCGGACAAAUGUACUUAUCCCCAGUUUGUAGAUGGUAAAACGUACCGUAUGGCAAUAUCCAUCAAUGGACUAAUUCCUGGACCUACCUUAAUAGUUUAUGAAGGGCAAAAGGUUAUUAUUCAUGUUCACAACAAUCUCACUACUGAAGGUAUUUCAAUUCACUGGCAUGGAAUGCAUCAGAGAGGAACACCUUGGAUGGAUGGUGUGGGGCAAGUCACUCAAUGUCAAAUAGGACCAUCAUCAAGCUUUUCAUACGAGUACACUGCUAGUCCUUCUGGAACGUUUUGGUACCACUCUCACAGUGGCGCACAAAGAACAGAUGGCAUCUAUGGAGCACUUGUGGUCCAAGAAAAUGAAACAAGGUUGAACCAAAUCCGAACAGAACUGAACGCUAACUUUCAAGAUCUUCCAGAUAAACACACCUUAACGCUUCUAGACUGGCAAGGGGAGGCAUCUUUGGACCUGUUCACACAGAGCCAAGCAGGCUUGGGCUUUUAUCCAGACAAACCAUAUGGCGAAGUACCUACUCCGUCUGAUCAAAGGUAUGCUAGUACACGUAGUUUUGACAAUGGCGGGGCUGGACCUAUCCCCUACUUUUCUGGAAUCAUAAAUGGCAAAGGCAGACAUGUUGAUGUUCCAUACAAUAAAACAAGACUGAGUAUAUUCACUGUUGAGUCCGGAAAGAUAUAUCGCUUUCGGCUCGUAGGAGCCCAAGGGCUUUAUUCUUACAGCUUUUCCAUUGAUGGUCAUAAACUGAUUGUGGUCGGCACUGACGGCUAUUGGAUUGAACCCGAAAAAGAGGUUGAUUACAUCAUGAUCCAUCCCGGAGAGAGAUAUGACUUUCUACUCAAUGCAACAGAGACAAGUAAAGACUACUGGAUUCGUGCAGAGACUAUGGAGAUGAAUCAAACUGGCCAAGGGCCCCCUUACGAGUCACUAGGACAUGUGGCAGAAGCUAUUUUGCACUACAAACAGGAUAGAGAGUCGCCCGAUCCAGAUGUGCCGUCGCAUAGAUAUGAAGAAAUCAAAAACAAUUCUCCUCUCAGAGUGUGCACCAAGGAAAAUCCAUGCAAAGCAGUGAACUGCCCAUUUAAGAAGUUCCACUCUUCAUACAACAUUACCUGUACUAAUGUAGACGAGCUGCGUUUACUUGAGCCAACUCCACCUGGGGAACUUCCAAAUGCAAACCCUAACAGCCAAUGCCGAAAUUGUACUCAUUUCAUCAAUUUUAGUUUUGAAGGUGGAUCUCAAACUAGUUCAGUGAACGGGCGAAAUUUUAUUCUUCCUUCCUUUCCACCCCUAACCCAAUAUAACGAUUUUCGAAAAAAAGACACGAUCUGUAACCUUACGGCUGACUGCAAUCCAUCGACACUCGAGUGCUCAUGUGUGAUGGUGAUAGACAUUCCAUAUAACGAAACUGUUCAAUUGGUGUUUUCAUCAAUGGGUGCUUUUCUUAGUGCUCAUCCAAUUCAUCUCCAUGGCCAUACGUUUCAUGUUGUUGCCGUUGGAUAUCCCGAGUAUGACAACAUCACUGGUUUUGUUAAAAAACGCAACAGUGAUAUAUCCUGCGCUGAUGUUAACUGCACUAAAGAAGGGUGUGUGAACGAAAGUUGUACCAGACCAAGCUGGAAGACAGAGCCAAUGAAUUUUGACAUCAAUAACCGCACGAUCAGAAAGGACACAGUAAUGGUCCCUGCUGGCGGCUACGUUGUCAUCAAUUUUCUUUCUGAUAAUCCAGGCCAGUGGUUUCUUCACUGUCACAAAGAAUUGCACCAACUUGAGGGAAUGGCACUAAUUGUCAAUGAGGCUUUGGAGGAGCAGCCCAACCCACCCGACGGCCUGAACAAGUGUGGAGAC